AUGGAUUCAGAUUAAGAGAUAAAAAGGAAAAUAAGAUCACAUUCGGUUGAAAGAGGCAUGAAUUUAUUAUAAUUUUAGGGAAAACAGAAAGUUAGUCAUAGUUUACAGAUGAAAUUGAAGAUGAUAAAAUAGUCACAAUUGGAGUUUGUUGUAUGGCUAAAAAGUCUUAAUCAAAAGAAAUGCAAGAAAUUCUGAAUCGU
Messenger RNA from Paramecium primaurelia, 200 nucleotides. The record is from the annotation of a GenBank genome assembly. Lineage: Eukaryota; Ciliophora; Oligohymenophorea; Peniculida; Parameciidae.